AUGAUGUCGAAAUUCGAUCUCCCCGAGGAGAUGUUGGAAGUUUUGCCGUCGGACCCAUUUGAACAGCUAGAUGUGGCCAGAAAAAUCACCUCCAUUGCGCUGUCCACACGUGUCUCCGCCCUCGAAUCGGAAGGGUCUGUUCUCCGGCAGCAGCUAACCGACAGGGACGUUAUCAUCGCCGACCUUCAGUCCCAGCUCGACUCCCUCGACGCCACGCUGUCGGAAACUUCCGACAAGCUCGCCCAGGCCCAGCAAGACAAGGAGAAUCUGUUGAGGGAGAAUGUGCAGUUGAGCGCCACGGUGAAGAAGCUGAAUCGAGAUGUUGCUAAGGUAGGUUGGAUUUUGGUCAAACAGUUCGAUUUCUUGUUCAUGUUUUUGUCUGAAUAUUGA
Fraxinus pennsylvanica is the source of this 390-nucleotide messenger RNA. NCBI's taxonomy places the organism in Eukaryota, Viridiplantae, Streptophyta, Magnoliopsida, Lamiales, Oleaceae. The record is from the annotation of a GenBank genome assembly.